Penicillium maclennaniae is the source of this 1560-nucleotide messenger RNA. RefSeq names its product c-24(28) sterol reductase (gene erg4). Bases 1 to 1560 code for a protein of 519 amino acids. The transcript is spliced from 4 exons. The record is from RefSeq and is a predicted model, not a curated record. Gene Ontology annotation, molecular function: Delta24(24-1) sterol reductase activity. NCBI's taxonomy places the organism in Eukaryota, Fungi, Ascomycota, Eurotiomycetes, Eurotiales, Aspergillaceae. Gene Ontology annotation, biological process: ergosterol biosynthetic process. Gene Ontology annotation, cellular component: endoplasmic reticulum membrane.
AUGGAUCGCCCUGGUUAUAUCGAGACUCCUGGUCGUCGAUCGUCCCGUAAGAGCUCGGCUUUCGAUACGAGCGAGAAUGAUGCCUCCGACUCGGCUGGACCCAGAUCGAAGUCGACCACUCGUCGUCGCACAUCGGGUAAGGUCAAGGAUGAGGAAGAGGAGACGACUCCUGUGACCCUUGCGCCCUCGACCAAUGGCAAAGCGGCGACACCGAAGAAGUCGAAGGCGAAGUCCAAGUCGCGCAUUGUCGAUGGCUGGGAGGAGGGACUCGAUCCUAAGAUCGAUUAUAGUGGACACUACGAGUUUGGUGGCUCUCUGGGUGUGCUGUCUAUGAUGAUUGGUUUCCCAAUGCUCAUGUAUUACAUGUGGAUUGGCGCGACUUAUUACGAUGGCAAAUUCCCAACUCGUGAGGAGGGGCAGAGCUUCGCGGAGUUCUUCGCUCAUAUGGGGCAAUUGGUUUACAAUGGCGCGUUCCCUUCGCUGAAGGCUUGGACUAUCUACUGGGUCUUUUUCCUUUUCGAGGGCGCGUGCUACGUGCUUUUACCCGGUGUGUCUGUCUCAGGGCGUCCCCUCCCGCACUUGGGUGGCAAGCAGCUUCCUUACUACUGCUCAGCUGUGUGGUCGUUUUACACCAGCAUUGUGCUGGUGUUGGCUCUGCACUUCACUGGCCUCUUCAAGCUUUACACUCUCAUUGAUGAGUUUGGUCCUCUUCUUAGUGUCGCCAUUCUGUCGGGCUUCUUGGUCUCCUUCGUGGCCUACUUCUCGGCUCUGGCUCGCGGCGCCGAGCACCGUAUGUCCGGAUCUCCGAUCUAUGAUUUCUUCAUGGGUGCUGAGCUCAACCCGCGCAUGUUUGGCAUUUUGGACUUCAAGAUGUUCUUCGAGGUCCGCCUCCCCUGGUUCAUCCUGCUCUUCCUUUCUAUGGGUGCUGCCGCUCGUCAGUGGGAGGUUUACGGAUACGUGUCUGGCGAGGUCAUGUUCCUCGUCAUGGCGCACUUCCUGGAUAUGUACUACGAGAAGUGGGGCUUCAUGCUCAUCUUCUGGAACUUGGCAGGUGUGCCUCUGAGCUACUGCCACUGUACCAUCUACCUGGCCAACCACGACCCCAGCGAGUACCACUGGAACCGCUUCUUCCUUGUUUUCCUCUACGUUGCAUACUUGUUCGUGUACUGGGUUUGGGAUACCACCAACAGCCAGAAGAACCGUUUCCGCCAACAGGAGCGUGGUACCAUGGUCACUCGUAACACCUUCCCCCAGCUGCCGUGGCAAACCGUGAACAACCCCAAGACUCUCACUUCCGCCGAGGGCUCCAAGAUUCUUGUUGAUGGGUGGUACGGCAAGGCGCGCAAGAUCCACUAUACCUGCGAUCUCUACUUCGCUCUGAACUGGGGCCUGAUCACCGGCUUUUCCAGCCCCUUCCCCUGGUUCUACCCGCUCUUCUUCGCCUGCAUGAUCUCCCAUCGUGCCCUCCGUGACAUUCAGCGGUGCCGCAUCAAGUAUGGUGAGACUUGGCUCGAGUACGAGCGCCAGGUGCCCUACCUUUUCAUUCCCUACGUCUUCUAA